AUGAGUUACAUGAAAAAGGACGAGGAUGCGGAUCAGGUCAUGAUCAAACUUGACCGCACCUCCGUGUUCCAAGAUGCCCGUCUAUUCAACUCCUCGCCAAUCUCACCACGGAGAUGUCGUACCCUCUUGACGAAGAUUGCCGUCCUCAUGUUCACAGGGGAGCAGUUCCCGACCAAUGAAGCCACUACCCUCUUCUUCGGUAUUUCGAAAUUGUUCCAGAACAAAGAUCCCUCUCUGCGACAAAUGGUGUAUCUCAUAUUGAAGGAAUUGGCCAAUACUGCGGAGGAUGUGAUCAUGUCGACCAGUAUCAUCAUGAAGGACACUGCGGUCGGUAGCGACGUUCUAUACCGAGCCAACGCGAUUCGUGCCCUGUGCCGCAUCAUCGAUGGCUCUACUGUUCAGGGUAUCGAGCGAUUGAUCAAGACUGCCAUUGUUGACAAAACGCCCUCAGUAUCAUCCGCCGCUCUGGUCUCUUCCUAUCACCUCCUCCCCAUCGCGCGCGACGUGGUUCGGAGAUGGCAGAGCGAGACGCAAGAGGCGGCCUCCUCAUCAAAGCAAUCUUCUGGUUUCCUUGGAUUUGCUUCCAGCUCGCAGGCUCACAACAUCUCACAGUCCAACUUCAUGAAUCAAUAUCAUGCCAUUGGUUUACUGUACCAGAUGCGAUCUCACGACCGCAUGGCACUGGUCAAGAUGGUGCAACAAUAUGGUGCUGCGGGUGUGGUGAAGAGCCCAGCAGCUCUGGUGCUCUUGGUUCGUUUGGCUGCAAAGCUGGCAGAAGAAGACCCCAGUCUUCGUAAGCCCAUGAUGCAGAUGCUGGAUGGCUGGCUCCGUCACAAGCACGAGAUGGUCAACUUCGAGGCCGCCAAGGCUAUUUGCGAUAUGCGGGAUGUUACCGAUGCCGAAGCCCAGCAGGCCGUUCACGUUCUUCAAUUGUUCCUGUCCUCUCCUCGGUCGAUUACCAAGUUCGCCGCCAUUCGCAUCCUCCACAACUUCGCUUCAUUCAAGCCUCACGUCGUCAACGUGUGCAACCCCGACAUCGAGUCGCUGAUCUCCAACUCGAACCGAUCCAUUGCAACAUUCGCUAUCACCACAUUGUUAAAGACCGGAAAUGAAGCCAGUGUCGACCGCUUGAUGAAGCAGAUUUCCGGCUUCAUGGCGGACAUCACUGAUGAAUUCAAGAUCACAAUCGUGGAGGCAAUUCGCACACUGUGUCUGAAGUUCCCCAGCAAGCAGGCCGGUAUGCUGACCUUCUUGAGCGGUAUCCUUCGUGAUGAAGGUGGUUACGAGUUCAAGCGUACUGUUGUGGAGAGUAUGUUCGAUUUGAUCAAGUUCGUGCCCGAGAGCAAGGAGGAUGCCCUCGCUCACCUCUGUGAGUUCAUUGAGGACUGUGAAUUCACCAAACUCUCUGUGCGGGUCCUUCACCUGCUCGGUGUGGAAGGCCCCAAGACCUCUCACCCGACAAAGUACAUCCGCUAUAUCUACAAUCGCGUUGUUCUGGAGAAUGCCAUCGUUCGUGCCGCUGCUGUCACUGCGUUGGCCAAGUUUGGUAUCGGUCAGAAGGAUCCUGAAGUCAAGUCGAGCGUUCAAGUCUUGCUCACGCGUUGUGUGGACGACACUGACGACGAGGUUCGGGAUCGCGCUGCACUAAACCUCCGGUUGAUGGGCGCCGAGGAUGAGACCGCUUCAGCAUUUAUCAAGAAUGACUCUAUGUACUCACUUUCGACUUUCGAGCACCAACUCGUCAUGUAUGUUACCUCGAACGAUAAGCAGACUUUUGCUGCCGCGUUUGAUGUCUCAACCGUGCCUGUUGUUUCCCAUGAGCAAGCACUCGCCGAGGAGCGCACCAAGAAGCUUACAACUGCCACGCCUACCCUCAAGGCUCCAUCAGUAGGCCCAUCCAAGGCCAAGUCUAAUGGGGUCGCCGAGGCUGCUACGGUCGCUGCCACUCAGAAGUAUGCGGAGCAGCUGAUGCAACAUCCCGAUAUCAAGGAGUACGGUACUUUGCUGAAGUCGUCGUUGCCCGUCGAGCUUACCGAAAGUGAGACCGAGUACGUCGUGACAGCUGUCAAGCACGUCUUCAAGGAAAACAUCGUCGUGCAGUACGACAUCAAGAACACAUUACCCGAUACUGUCCUCGAAAAUGUGACUGUAAUUGCUUCGCCUUCAGAGGAUGAGGUGCUCGAGGACGAUUUCAUCAUUCCGGCUCCCAAGCUUUCCCCCAACGAGCCGGGUGUUGUUUAUGUGGCGUUCAAGAAGGCAGGAGGUGAACACAGUGUGCCAGUCACUUCAUUCACCAACAUUCUCAAAUUUACCAGCAAAGAAAUCGAUCCCACGACUGGCGAGCCAGAAGAGAGUGGAUAUGACGACGAAUACCAGGUGGAGGAUCUCGACCUCGCCGGUAGCGACUAUGUCAUCCCUACUUUUGCCGGCAGCUUCGAUCAUGUCUGGGAACAGACCGGUGCCAACGGCGAGGAAGAGAGCGAGACUUUGCAAUUGAGCAACAUGAAAAGCAUUGCCGAUGCCACUGAGCAACUCAUCUCCGCCCUGUCCCUCCAACCUCUGGAGGGCACCGAUGUUGCGCUGAAUACUAGUACUCACACACUCAAGCUCUUUGGUAAGACUGUCUCUGGAGGUCGUGUGGCUUCUUUGAUUAAGAUGGCCUACUCGAGCAAGACCGGCGUCACUACCAAGAUCACAGUGCGAGCAGAGGAAGAGGGCGUUGCUGCGGCAGUGAUUGCAUCUGUCUCUUAG
Penicillium oxalicum is the source of this 2751-nucleotide messenger RNA. RefSeq names its product coatomer subunit gamma. Gene Ontology annotation, molecular function: structural molecule activity. The transcript is spliced from 4 exons. The record is from RefSeq and is a predicted model, not a curated record. NCBI's taxonomy places the organism in Eukaryota, Fungi, Ascomycota, Eurotiomycetes, Eurotiales, Aspergillaceae. Gene Ontology annotation, biological process: intracellular protein transport; intra-Golgi vesicle-mediated transport; protein secretion. The coding region runs from base 1 to 2751 and encodes 916 amino acids. Gene Ontology annotation, cellular component: COPI vesicle coat; Golgi membrane; endoplasmic reticulum-Golgi intermediate compartment.